AUGACGCGAGAGAUGACAGUGUGCGAGCGCGUACGAGCGCGAGCGCAGGAUCCUGCAACGCGGCAGAAGACGGCGGUCCGGUAUUACGAUUCAUUAGCCGGUUCGGCGACGACGUUGAGUUACGAUGAAUUAGUCCGAAUUGCUGAACGCGUCGGACGCAUUUUAAGGAGGAGCGCUGCGCGAGGUGGGGACACGAAGACAGUUUCGUGUUGUGGUAUCAUGUUGGAGGAUGGUGCGGACCUUUUCGUCUGUCAGCUCGCUUCCAUGUUCGCGGGUUUGGCAGUACUGCCGUUGAGCCCGCGCGAUCCGGCAAGACGGCUCGUGAGCAUAUUCGAGGACGCUCACGUGAGCGUCGUCAUCGUUCGAAACGUCGCGGGAGAGUCGUUGUUACGUGAAGUCGGUGGAGAUGUGAAGGUUUGGCUCGCUGAUACCUUACUCGCGACGUUUCGCACGUAUUCUUCACCAGCGGAUCCACAGGACGGCCGAAAAGGUUGCGUCGCGUCGCAUGCGGCGCUGAUUGCCUACUGCGACUCGAAAAAUACUGCUCACGAGAUAGAUAGCGAGAGCGUGGUGUUUUGCGCGAGCAGUCACAUGUUUGAUCCGCACUUUACGGAUUUCUGUAGCGCUCUCGUGGCUGGUGCCACUCUGGUUUCCGCGGCGCGCGAGAUCACAUUGGCGAAGCUGAGUGGUAUAUUGCGCCUCAGCGGUGCUACACAUUGUCUCACGACCCCGGUCCUACUUGCUUCGAUAACAGAUGUCGAAUCACUUCGGGCAUGUCCCUUACGCUUGGUGGCGCUCGGCGGAGAGACCAUGUCCAAAUCACUUGCCCAAAGUUGGCUCAACGUCGGCAUUCGAGUAGUAAACACGUAUGGGGUCACGGAAUGCGUGGCGUAUCAAUCGUUCAAGGAGAUUACGGACCCGGUCAGAGAGGACACGCGCGCUUUGGGAGAUCCACUUCCAGGAAAUAGGUUCAUUUUUGCCGCAGAGCCCGGGGAUGACCCAAACAUAGAGGCGCAACCGGGACGGCUAGCGGAGCUCUGGAUUGGAGGGAAACAAGUCUGCGACGGAUAUUUAAACCGCCCAGAGCUUACCAAGGCUAGUUUCAGGAACGGUAUGUACCGUACAGGAGACAUCGUGAAGAUGUGCGAAGACGGUAACCAUAUCGUUGUCGGUCGACGUGACGACCAGGUAAAAGUUUCAGGUCAGCGCGUUGAACUCGGCGAGAUAGAGGAGGCCAUACGGAGGACGUGUGGUAUCUUUAUUGACGAGAAUAAGUGUGUAUUGAACAAGUACAAGCAACUCGUGGCUUACUGCAUAGGCGAUUGCCCGAAGGGUGUGGACGCUUUGAUUUCUGAAUCGUGUCGUUUCAUGGUGAGAAAAGAGGUGCCGCAACACAUGGUCCCUUUGGCGUUCGUAUUUGUCGAAGCGUUUCCGGUAACACCAACUGGCAAAAUAUCGAGAUCAACCCUCAUUGAUCGAACUGUCGAAUAUCACGGUGGAGACUGCGCUGUCGGUUUUGGAAAGUUUGGAGUCGAUGUGGCGCGCAUAUGGUCGGAGGAGCUAGGAGUAGACGUUUCUUUUGGCGACUGUCACUUCAUCGCCAUGGGGGGCGACUCUCUCGCCGCACUACGAGUCGUUCAGCGUGUGAAGACACUUGUUAUCGGACGGGACGGCACUACAGGCGGCACGUUCGGUGAGGCGCUGGGAGUUUUCUCUCCGGCAGAGCUGUUGCAACGUCCUGUGUUGAACGACUAUGCUCGAUUCAUUCGUGUCCAUACGGCGUCCUGGCCAAAGUAUGAUUCCGAUGCAGACGAGGACAAGGACGGCGAUGAGGAUGAGGAUGAGGAGCGACGCUUGUCGAGGGGUAGCGACGUUGGUCAGAGAUUGCUAUUCAGCGCCACCGCGGCUGGUUACGAAAACGUCGUCAAAGCUCUUGUCGCCGCUGGCGUAUCUAUUGAUCCCAAGUCUGGCAGUACACCGCUACAUUUGGCUUGUUCAAACGCGAGAUUAGGCUGUAUUCGAGCCUUGAUCGAGUGCGGUGCCUCUGUGAACGCGUUCGGGACGCGUCGGCGCACUCCAUUGUUAGCGGCCGUAUCGACGCAAGCGUGCUCGGCGCCAAUCAUAGACGUGCUGGUUGAGGGCGGAGCGAACGUAAGCGCCGUUGACGAAGACAAACAGACCGCUCUGCACAUCGCCGCAAGAGUAGGUGUGUCCUCUUCGGUCAUAGCUGCACUGUUAGAUCAAGAAUCGAUGUCGAAAACGAAGGCUUCAAAACCGAAGCCGAGGCUGGGCAUCAAUGCGCUCGAUGGCUGGGGCCGGACCGCGUUACACUGGGCCGCAGUCAACGGACAUCGAAAUGCGUGUAAGGACCUUAUAGAUAGAGGCGCUGACAUUGCGAUUCGAGAUCACAAUGGCGAGACUGCGCGAGAAAUCGCGGAGCGUCGCGCGUUGUGUUCGGCCCAGGAGCGUCCAAAAGGCGGGCGGCCGAGCACGUGGGGCGACAUCGCCACCCUCCUAGGAGGAUCCGGCGCUACAAAGCACCUCAAGGCAUCUUUCGCGUAG
Messenger RNA from Ostreococcus tauri, 2562 nucleotides. Its product is annotated as Ankyrin repeat. Gene Ontology annotation, molecular function: protein binding; phosphopantetheine binding. Gene Ontology annotation, cellular component: cytoplasm. Lineage: Eukaryota; Viridiplantae; Chlorophyta; Mamiellophyceae; Mamiellales; Bathycoccaceae. The coding region runs from base 1 to 2562 and encodes 853 amino acids. The record is from RefSeq and is a predicted model, not a curated record. The transcript has 2 exons. Gene Ontology annotation, biological process: secondary metabolite biosynthetic process; amino acid activation for nonribosomal peptide biosynthetic process.